UGGCGCUCUCUUGCCGAGGCAUUCCUCUACCCCCAUAUUGAAUGGACAUGGACAAACUCUCAGAAACCCCCGAGCUCGCCAGUUUUGUCCAUGCUGUGAUCCUCAAUGGGGACAGUUUCGGUACCGUCUGGCAUAACUAUGAAACGAAAAGUCCCAAAAUCCCAGCCACUGAAGUUGACUUAGACGAGCUAGUGAGAUGCAUCGAAAGGAUCCGUAUUCCAUGUAGUGAAUAAUGGAUCCAAGAGUUGCGCACCGGAACAAUGGACGCAUUUGUCAC
This is a messenger RNA of Aspergillus alliaceus, 277 nucleotides long. RefSeq lists its product as uncharacterized. The record is from RefSeq and is a predicted model, not a curated record. NCBI's taxonomy places the organism in Eukaryota, Fungi, Ascomycota, Eurotiomycetes, Eurotiales, Aspergillaceae. The transcript has a single exon. The coding region runs from base 42 to 233 and encodes 63 amino acids.